UUCGUAACAGCCGACCAAUUGUGCUAGAAGUAAAUAAAAGAUCGUUCAUGAGGCAAAGCUAACUGCCGUUGCUGGAAAAUUGUACCAAUAUUCUGCAUUUGAAUAUUGUGCGACUUAAAAAAACCAAUAUAACUAAUCUAUGUAUAUCCGGUUUUAUUGUUCAGCUGGCCAAGUGUGGAAGAAACAUCCUGUUUCCUUAAUCUGACUUGGCAGUGGCAUGCUAACAGAUUGUUGUGCCCGUAUGUGCGAAUGUGUUACAGCUAAGCAGAAGGUGUUGCUUGGUUUCGGAUUUUAUUUGUAAAAAAGGCGGCAUGGUUCUUUCCUAGCGAAACUCUUACCUUUCUGUUUUGAAGGUACGUGCCGGUGCAAUUUUACAAAUUUGUGCAAUAUAUAGUGCUGCAACAUCGUUGAUAUAUUACUUUGCAUUCAACAACAAUAACAACGAGCGAAGAUGGAUUACCGCAAUAUAUUGAACAUUGCGAAGCAAAACGCCGAAACGGCAAAGACGUCGAAGGGGAAACGCAGCUCGUCGGUCAGUUCCAACACUCCACCAAAGGUCAACCCCGAGAAGAAGGUUUUGUCGGAUAACAUUAGAAAAUUUCUCGCCAAAAAGGAGGAAGAGGAGCGGCAGGCAGCGAUGGAAAAGCAUCUUAAGGCACAGGAGCUGAUGGCCAAGCGUGGUGGCAAAGGUAAGAAAAAGAUUGAAAAAAUGUUGAAGGUAAUCAAGUCGGCGAAUAAGUCCGUCCUGGACGAUGCAAACGAUGCACAGGAAAGCGCACUCGGGACGGAAAGCCUCGAAGAUGAUUACGGUUACACGUCGGCGGUAGCGUCACAGUAUUACGAGAAGAUGAUGGACAAGUACAAGAAUACACCGACCGAGUCGAUGUUUUCCGAGGCGAAAAAACGCUGCAUGUCCAGCGAGGAAUUGGCACGCGCAAAGGCGCGUGUGAAGAAUGCAAUCGUUAAGGAGCAGGAAGAGCAACAUGCACCGCGCACCAGAAAGUCACGCACAUCCAGGGCGGACGGUAGUGACGACCGGACCACCAGCAGUGUGAUCGCUACCGUUGCCGAUCCAAAGCUGCAGCCGAAACGGGAAGAUCCCAAGCAAACGAAAAACAGCGCAAACGAGGAACGGCGUUCAGUGCCGGUGGUGCGCAAACCGAACGUACCACCACCGCCCAACUUUUCCACACUGCUGAAGAUUGCCGAAACAAAGCAGUUUGAACCGAUAAAGGUCGAGGUAAACGCCGCCAAGAAGCGUGAAGAUGAUCGACCACUAACCAGCAAGGAAAGGAAGGAGUAUGAAGAGCGAAAAGCAUUCAUGGAGAUGAAACGUUUGCGUGAUAAGGUAAAACAAAACGAAAGUCUUUCGGAGGAAGAGAAACAGCGAAGAUUGGUGCGUUUGGAUGAGCUGCGAGCGGCGGGAAAACUACCGGGGAUACCACCGUUGCCGGUUACUUCAAGCCGAAAACCAACACCCGGUGCACAGGUAAGCUCAACAAGCAACAGCUCUCGUACGAUGUUUAAAAUUCCCAAGCGCACUGAAGGGUCCACCGCGGCGGAUCCGGCCAAAAUAGCUUCGAACGCAGAUAAACCAGUGGCAGCAGUUGUAACGAAGACAAUGCCAUUGUCGACACCAGAACUGAAACCGAAACCAACUGCCGGUGUUACGAAACCUACCGGAAGCGGUACCCAAAAGACUACCUCUACGCCAUCGAUGUCUUCAUCGUCGUCGACCGGUCGCACCUCCAGCAAGCAGAAUCCACAACCAUCCGGCACGGUGAGUACGUCCCAAAAAUCAUCAUCUACGUCCGGUGCUGUAACGUUGAACGGUAAAUCGUUGCCACCUCCGGUGCAAAAGCCGGCAGUAGCGAAUGGAAAAUCGACCACCGCAUCUAGCCGACCUUCGGGUGGAACCGUCCCAACGAAACCACCGCCAAACGGUAAGCAAAUGCCGGGUGCAAGCUUGCGAACUACUGCACCGACCAAACGUCCACCACCGGAACCGGUAACGCAAACACGCCAGUUCCCACCGCCGGAUGUGCAGCGUUCGAACAAACGACGGGACUUAGCAAUGCCGCAGGGUGGCGUACGAUCGACCAAUAAGAAGAGACGCGUUAUAGACAGCGACAGUGAAUACGAUAGCGAGAUGGACGAUUUUAUUGAUGACGAUGACUGUGAGGAAGACUAUUCGUCCGCGAUUAAGGACAUCUUCGGGUAUGAUAGGUCACGCUACAGGGACGAAUACUAUGACGAGGAUGACGCUAACAUGGAGUCGACGUACGCGCAACAGAUGCGUGAAGAGUACAUCAGCAAAAAGAUAGGGCUGCUGGAGGAUCUGGAGGAUAUGCGCAUGGAGGAGGAGGAGAAGAGACGCAAAACAGCAAGUAGCAAGAAGGGUGCUGCACCGAAGAAAAAGUAGAAGCAUCCACACACAAGUACGCCUGUAUGUGGUUGCACGUUAGUAGAGUUAAGGAGAAGAUUUCGAGUUCGAAUGAUCUGACGUAUGCAAUAUGUUAAAACUAGUUUAAGCAAGUCACACAUCAGCACACAGACAAGUCAGGGAGGGGAAACGAUUUCCUCCUACGUCUUUUGUCUUCCUUAAAUUACAGCGACACUUAUUCACAAGCGCAAACACUCGCCGCUGGCAGAGCAGGGAAAGCAUAUGGCGAGUGCUGAUCUACAAAUUCUUACAUGAGGUCAAGGAUAUAUUAUUGCUUAGAUUAGUUCUUUUCGCGUAAUUUUUUUUAACAUUGUUUUCAUUUCACAUUUUAUACAGCACCCUUUAUCGAUUUUCCACCCUUUUUUCAUUAUCAUUUGUGUGGCGUUCAAUCAACUCUGCCCAAUUGCUUAAAGUCUCGAACUCCUAACCGCUGUGCCUCCCAUACGCAGGACUGAUCUAAUCAGCUAUGGGAUUAUAGAAAGCCAAACAGGCGUGGAAAAUUAACUUUAAAAUUCCGAUCUUGAACUCAAAACGUGGUUCCAUUCGAAAAAAAAACAAGACACAGUAAUGUACACUGAUCUCCAAAAUUGUAAUACUGCAUCACGCUUUAGGGGUGUGAUGUAUUAUCAUGUUUUAUCAUUAAUGGGAGAUUUUCAGUCAUCAAAUUUGAAGAAAAAUCGAUUUCGUUCAACUCUAUAGGUUUGCCAUUUUUCAAUUCAAUUAUUAAAAUUUUGAUAGAUUUUCUUGAGAAACGGGAAUAGAUUUUCUUUACGCAUCCUUUUACAUGGCAACAUUCCCAUAUUGAAUAUAUGUGAGGUAGUUUUUCUUUAAAAAAAAAUUGCAAUAGUUUUUCGUGCUGUUCUGAUUGUUCUGAUAUAUCUUCACGUAAUUUCCUUUUUCUUCUUCAUUUUUAGAGUUUUCGGGAUAAAUUUGACAAGGAAACUGUUUUAAUUUCUGGUCUUUUGUAUUACUGGAUGUUUGAUUGGUGUCUUUUUCAACAACCUAAUCCAUUACGGGGUUAAGUUCUGGGGAGUUUGGAGUUUAAACAUUUGAACCGUUGAAGUUGUAGAAAUUUCUAACAAUCAUUUUUAACUUUUCACUGAGACUAUGGCAAUGGGGUAAGCUUCCAUUGCCAUUAUCUAGUUCAUGUUUGAUAGGUUUUACUGUAUUUAGGGAGUAUUAGGCAGCAGUCACAAUAUCUUUAUAUGAUGGCGGAUACAAUACAAAUUAAUCUCUUCCAAGAUUCAGGUUUGUGUCCAACCACAUCCUUUUCAUCAGGUCUUACCUUUGCAAUAAGUUAACAUCUCUAGACGCUAAAAAUUUUUUACCGCAGUUCAGUAAAAUUUUAACGAAAAUUUAGCUUCAGUUUAGUAAUCGUUUCAGUAAAAGUAAAUUUACUGCAUCUUUCAGUAAACUCACAAGUGACAGCUCGUUUACUGCAAUUAUUGAAUAUCAAAAAUAACAGUUGAUUUGAUGAAUUUUCAGUAAAAAGCAUUACGUAUUACUGAAAAGCCAGCAAGUUUUAGUACUGAUGUACAGUGCAAUAAAAAAUCCAAUCGUCACCGUUGAGCUUCCGUGCAGUUGGGAACAUCUGUUCGAAAUCCAUGUUGAUCUGAGUGAUGUAUACAAUAUUAGAAUGAAGAAUAUAGUUUGUAUUAAAAAAUAUGUACAUACCAGAUAUCCUUGAAAUUCUGUUGAAAUGGGAAACAUUUCGAUCAUGGUGACAGUCACAUUUUGUUUCUUGUUUCGAAGUUCCUUUUGAAUCCUAGUAGUUUUUUUUCCAAUCUUCCUGGAUAAAAACGAAUGCCUCUUUCAAUGGCACAACAAAUUUAAACUUGUUUACCUGAAGAUUUACUCACAGGAUAUCUCCUCCAGGUUAAUAAUUUGUAGGUUGGCAUCCAUUUCGUACCUUUGAAUUCACCAUUGAACACUAUUUACUUCAGUGAAUUUCAGUGGAAUGUGACAUACGUCACAUAUAAUUACUGAUCUGCAGUAAAAAAAUGAAAUACUGGAAGGAAUCCAGUAAAUUGAUUUACUGAAGUCCAGCAAAAGAGUGACAUUAAAGGUGAAAAUCAGCAAAAGGAAUUAUUACUGAACGGCUUUCAGUAAAAGAAAAUUACUGAAACAAACUUAGAAAAUUUGCUGAGUAACCUACGGAAAAAAUAACAAAUUACAAGUAUGUCAAAUUUAUCCCGAUCACUCUAUAAUACAUUUAAUUUAACGCGUGUGUGAUUACAAUUCGAAACCCAUUUUAUUCAGACCAUGUGCAUUUUUCUUCUCUUUACGAAUACGUUUCCCCAAAAACAGUAUACCCGUGUUUUAGUAGUUUUGUUACUGUUACGUUUGCAUAACUUUAUUAACGUUUGUUUUUUUUUCCCAAGACAUUCAAAUUCAGUGACACGAUGUAUUGAUUUGGAGUAAAAUAAAAGAGAACAAUACAAUAGGAAAAAGUUGUUUACAA
This is a messenger RNA of Anopheles funestus (African malaria mosquito), 4904 nucleotides long. Its product is annotated as protein SPT2 homolog. The record is from RefSeq and is a predicted model, not a curated record. Lineage: Eukaryota; Metazoa; Arthropoda; Insecta; Diptera; Culicidae. The coding region runs from base 452 to 2422 and encodes 656 amino acids. Gene Ontology annotation, biological process: regulation of DNA-templated transcription; nucleosome assembly. Gene Ontology annotation, molecular function: histone binding; DNA binding. Gene Ontology annotation, cellular component: nucleolus. The transcript is spliced from 2 exons.